Rhipicephalus sanguineus (brown dog tick) is the source of this 993-nucleotide messenger RNA. Its product is annotated as tigger transposable element-derived protein 6. The record is from RefSeq and is a predicted model, not a curated record. Bases 1 to 993 code for a protein of 330 amino acids. Gene Ontology annotation, molecular function: nucleic acid binding. Lineage: Eukaryota; Metazoa; Arthropoda; Arachnida; Ixodida; Ixodidae. The transcript has 3 exons.
AUGGCAAAGCAGUUCCCCUACAUACUUCACGAGACCGACUUUGAGCCAGGUGGCAGCUGGAUACAACAAUUUAAGGGGAGGCACAAGAUCGUGUACAAGGCCAUCACGGGCGAGGCAGCAUCACUCGACAUGGAGGCAAAACGCCGUGGGAAGAGUCAUGCUGUCAAGGGAGACCCGUGCAAGGGUGGGAGGAACAGUAAGCUGCCCGUCUUCUGGUGCAGCAACAUGGACGGCAGCGACAAGUGUCUGGCUUUCGUGAUUGCCAAGUCAAACCCGCGCUGCAAGAAUCCCGGCGCAGUACCACCACAAUGGGAAAGCGUGGAUGAUGUGGGCACUGUUUCAAAAGUGGUUGAACGAGCACAUAGAGCGGCAAACAGGACGGUGGCACUUGCCCUAGACAAUUGCAGUGCACACCAUUCUAUGCCGGCGGACACGACAAGCGAGGGAGUGUUCUUCCUUCCGCCAAACACCACAGCAGGAUUGCAGCCCAUGGAUAUCGGCGUGAUCGUUAACUUCAAGUUGCUGUAUCGCCGCCGCGUCCUGGAGAGGUUUCUGCCGAAUGUGGGCAACGCCGCACAGGGUGGCCAGGAACCAGACCUGAAGAUAACACUGCUGAUGGCCGUGCAAUUUAUCUUCAGAGCAUGGUGUGGAGUCCGCGCCUCCAUGGCGCGCAAAACUGUUUCAGACGUGGAAAUGUCAGAGUGCCUCAGUGAUGAGGCGAUCGUUGCGCAUAUACAUGCUGCGGCCAGCGGUGAGAGUGACGACUCUGACGACACGGUCGAGCAGCCUACCCAGGUGCUGUCAUCGCAGGAGGCCCAACAGGUGACACAGUCCCUCCGGGACUUUGUUUUCGCGAAGGACCUCCCACUCAGCUACAUGGAGCACCUAGAUGCUCUUGAGAAAGAUGUGCGCCACAAGCUGACAGACUAUGGCUUUUCUGCAAACAAGUACAUACUAGUUGCACUACCUUAUUGCAUGCAAAUAAAAUUUUGA